UCAAAAACUCCUCAAAACCAGUGCUACCCCUCUCUCUCUCUCUCUCUCUCCCUCUCUAUCUCUGUGAGCGGGGCGUCCUCCCCUCGCCGCCGACACCGCAACGGUCCGCCGGAGCGCCGCCGCGGGGUUGCCGGAUCCGGGCCUCGCUCCCCGCGCAUCCUCUCGCUCUCGUUGGCGAUUUCGGAUCUCUGCGCACCGCUCCGUCGCGGGACUCGCGAGCUCUCCCCGCGCCUCGUUCUCGACCUUCGGUUCCCUCGCUCUUGCCUGUUGGUCCGCUUCGUGGUCGCGUUCCCCUCGAGGCCUGUAAUCGGAGAGGUGUAGGUCCACAACAUGAUUGGAUCCUUUCUUACCAGAGGACUUGUAUUGGUCUUUGGCUAUGCCUAUCCAGCAUACGAGUGCUACAAGACGGUUGAAAAGAAUAAGCCGGAGAUCGAGCAACUGCGCUUUUGGUGCCAAUACUGGAUUUUAGUAGCUGUUUUGACGGUUGGCGAGAGAAUUGGCGAUACUUUCGUUUCAUGGGUUCCUAUGUACAGUGAAGCCAAGCUGGCGUUCUUUAUAUAUCUCUGGUAUCCUAAAACAAUGGGAACAACCUAUGUCUAUGAUUCGUUCUUCAGACCAUAUGUUGCAAAGCACGAGAGUGACAUUGAUCGCAACUUGUUAGAACUGAGGACUCGAGCUGGAGACUUUGCAGUUAUGUACUGGCAAAGAGCUGCAAGCUAUGGUCAGACGAGAGUUUUUGAGAUUUUGCAGUACGUAGCUUCUCAGUCGACACCAGUGCCACGCCCUGCCCAGCCACCACAGCAAGGUAAUAGAACUCGCCCGGCGAAUCGCCAACCUACUCCGAAAGUUCAGGUUGAGAAUGAGGAGCCGCCAUCCCCUACUUCAAGUACAUCAUCAAUGCAGGAGGCGAAGGAUGUGGCAGAAGUGGCAGGUCCUUCGAACGUGCCCAAAGCAGCUCCUCCUCCGUCAGCUCCUCCAGCUCCUCCAGCUCCUAAGACGGCCACUGUUUCAGAAGAUGCCACCCAAGUGGCGUCCAGCGAAGCCGCAGAUAAACAGAUUGAAGCUCAGCCAUCUACCUCGACCGAAAACGGCAAUCCUGCCCCGAAAGAAACCGUGAUGGAAGAGACACUCCGCCGGACACGCGGCAGAUUGAGGAAAGCCCGUUCUGCCCCAGCCAGAAAGGAAACGGAUUCGGAGACAUCUUGAUGUUGGCUUGCGAAAAGUAGAAUUUAGUUUGGUUGAUGGACCGUAACUGGUAUUGGAACCAAAUGAUGUUGAUAUAAAUUUGUUGUCCCAUGUCUCUCAUUCUUUAAAUUGCCUUUGUUUUUGGACAUCCCCCUCACCGAUAAAAAGUAAAGGGGACUUUGAUAUUUUCCA
This is a messenger RNA of Syzygium oleosum, 1377 nucleotides long. RefSeq names its product putative HVA22-like protein g. The record is from RefSeq and is a predicted model, not a curated record. Bases 331 to 1206 code for a protein of 291 amino acids. The transcript is spliced from 7 exons. NCBI's taxonomy places the organism in Eukaryota, Viridiplantae, Streptophyta, Magnoliopsida, Myrtales, Myrtaceae.